Messenger RNA from Aphidius gifuensis, 2173 nucleotides. RefSeq names its product probable cytochrome P450 4ac1. Lineage: Eukaryota; Metazoa; Arthropoda; Insecta; Hymenoptera; Braconidae. The coding region runs from base 37 to 570 and encodes 177 amino acids. The record is from RefSeq and is a predicted model, not a curated record. The transcript has 3 exons. Gene Ontology annotation, molecular function: iron ion binding; oxidoreductase activity, acting on paired donors, with incorporation or reduction of molecular oxygen; heme binding.
GACACUGUCCAUGGUCUCAUAUCAUUUUCAUUAUUAAUGAUUGCAAUGCAUCAAGAAGUUCAAGAUAAAAUUCGUGAAGAAGUUAAUGAAAUUGUUGGUGAUGAAUUAAUCAAUGAAAAUGUUUUAAACAAUUUAACAUAUAUUGAUAUGACACUGAAAGAGAUAAUCCGACUUUUUCCUAUAACACCGUUAUUAGGAAGAGUUACAAAUGAUGAUCUAAAACUAACUUCAUAUACACUACCCAAAGGAUGCUCUAUCGCUUUGUUAGCAUUUGGAGUCCAGAGAAAUCCAAAUUAUUGGAUUGAACCAGAUAAAUUUAAUCCAGAACGUUUUACACCUGAAAACUCUAAAAAUCGACCAAACUAUGCCUACAUUCCAUUUAGCAGAGGUGUUAGAAUGUGUCCAGGCUAUAAAUAUGGACUUGCUUGUUUAAAAAUUAUUAUUUGUCAUGUUAUUCGUAACUAUGAAUUAUCGACAAGCAUGAAAAUGAGUGACUUGGAUUUGUAUAUGAAUAUAUCAAUACAUAAUCGAACUGGAUAUCCUAUAUCAAUAAAAAAAUUAAAAUCAUAAAUAUUUAUUCGAAAGUAAUUAUUUCAUAAUCUCGCCAUCUGUUUGUACGAAACGAUAAUUGAUUCUAAAAAAAAAAUAUAAAUAUGUAAUUUCUAGAAUAACUAUUUUAUGAUUUUAUCAUGUUUUUUUCUCCUACACUUAACAUUGUAUUUUGAUUGCAUUUUUCGCUAUUACUCACAGAUCACUUUUUAUAAUAUACACCAAAGUCAACAGGACAAUACUGAAUAUUGUUAAAAUGUUUUUCAACAUUAUUUUUUUGAUAGGAAACCAGCUUAUUUAUAAUUUUUUUUAUAACAUUUUUAAUUUUUUCUUAAACAUGUUAAGUCAAGGUAUUUAUUGAAUAUUUAAAACAACUUUUUUUUUGCUUAUAAUCCAAUGUUCAUAAAUCAUAUGUUGCAUUGUAUAUCAGACAUAGUAUUUGAAACAAUAUUUGGUAUACCAGGUAAAAACUAACAAUGCUCUGGAGAUAAUUCCGUAUCUCAUAUAAAAAGUUCAUGAAUUAUAAUGAUAAAAAGAUAGAAAAAUCAAAUGGACCAAUACAUUUUAUUUCAAGCGAAUAAUUGCAAUACCGAAUUGGACAUUGAUUGAAAAAAUUAAAAAUAAAAAACUUUACAAAGCUGAUGGUAAAUGGUAAACGAUAUUAGACAAAAAAGACUGAAGGGAAAAUAGUUCUCUCUAUGUUGGAUAAAGUUGCUGCGGUAAGUAGAAAAAUUCGAUUUACCAGUCGCCAAGUGAAGUUUGUGAAGUGGUUGAUGAGAUUAAGACCCCCAUUGCGAAUUGGAAGAAAUAAAACGUAAAAAAUUUAUAUUAAAAAUUGAAUAAUAAUAAACUAGUUAAAUGAAUAAACUAAAAAAAAAAAGUUAAAAGAAAAAAAAAUAACAAUAAUAAAACUAUAAAAAUCUGAUAUUAUAAAAAAAAUUAAAUAAAUUUUUAAUGAACUUAUAAUGAGGAUAGUUACAAGAAAAACUAAUGCUUACGUAAUUAAAAUUAAAUUAUUCAGAAUAAAUGUAUUUAUGCUUUGUUGCAGAAUUUUAAUUGUAGUUUUUUUUCAAUUUUUUUUUCGUCUAUUUAAAUGCUGAGACUAAAUAGAAUAUUUUUUUGAAUAAAUAAUUUAUUAAGUGUUAUGCUUUAGACACAUAAUGAUCUGCAAUAGUCUAUAAUUAUAAAUAAAAAAAUAUUUAAAACAACUGUUGACUCAAGUGUCAAUCAAUAUACAAAUAUGGAAAAUAAAAAAAAAAAAAAAUUAAUAAUACAUUUGAUGAUAAAUAAAUACUAAGUAGUUAAUAUUAGCAUAAAAAACUUGUUACAUUGAAAAAGAUAAACCGGUUUUAUUUAAUGACGGUUAAUUAUUUCUUCGAGUCAAUAAAACAAUAAAUAAAAAAUAUAAAUCAUAAAAAAAGUUAAACAAAAAAUUGAUCGAUUUAAUAAAACGAAGAUGAAGAUUAUUAAUUUUUAGACUUUUACAAUUGUAUUGUAUUGUAAAAUUUAAUUUACAUUUUAAUUGACUUAGUUAAAGGAACAAAAAAACCACAACAACUUAAGACCAAAACAAAAGAAAAACAUUAAAAGUACGAACGAGACAGAAAAUUAAAAAAAAAAAAAA